GCACAUGAUAGUCAAAUGCUUGGUUAUGAACUAGUUUCCAACAAUGCAGAAUAAAGAAAUAAUAUAAAUAGAAAAAGAAGAAAUACCAGGCGUGGGGGAUUUUUGGAAGGGAUGGCCUGCUGUGUAUUUCUGAUCACAGUUUAGUAUUACACAUCUAUUAAUAGGGCGUUCCCAGUCUCCACUCUGACACUGGUUCCGACACACAGCUCUCUGACAGCCUCAAAUAUCACUCUGUCACUCCCCACCAUCACGCAUGUUACUAAGCUAACCACAAACCGCUCACUUGGGGCCAGAGGGAACAUAACUAACAGCAAGCUACUAGCGUUUUGUGGUUGUGGAGUUUUUCUCUGUCUAUCUUUCUCUCUCUUCCUUACUCAAGGGUGACAGGCAGCUCUUAUCAGUACCAGAGGAGCGAGGCGUGAAGGGCCGAAUUGUCACUACGAGCCAAAAAGCCGUCCGCUCUCCCUCUUUUCCUCAGGCUCUCCCCCCUCCCCUCGCCAACUCAUCUCUCAUCUGGAGGAAAAUGCCAGUCAAGGAGUGGGGCCUGUUCCAGCAGUAGGAGUGACGUCUACAUGCAGAAAUAGAGAUACCACAUCCCCCAAAACAACACUGACUUCUAACAGAAAUCAUUCCGUGAGAAUUGUCAGAGGGUUUUCCAGAGGUCGCGCGGACGCUGGUUUCUGUCUCAGGGGUCGGUGAGCGAGUUGUCCCUGCAGCCAUGUCUCCAUUCCUGCGAAUCGGAUUCUUGAGCUUUGAGAUGGACCCGGGUUUGGCCUAUCAUGAAGAGGUGGUCAACCCAUACUGCGCCGUCUACAUGAAAGAAGCCAUAGACACAGAGAAGGGCCAGGUGUACAAGCAAAAGAAGCCCACCAUGUACCCCCCCUGGAGCAGCACGUUCGACGCCCACGUCCACCGAGGCCGUGUCAUGCAGGUGGUGGUGAAGGAUAAGACCGCUGAGCUGAAGUCCGAAGCCACGGUGCAGCUGGACAGCCUGGCCACACGCUGCAAGAAGGAGAACGGCAAGCUGGAGAUCUGGGUAGAGCUGAAGCCCCAGGGUCGUCUUCUAAUGGAGGCCCGUUACUUCCUGGAGAAGAGUGACGCCACAGGUUCAGGUGAGGGAGAUGGAUUCGGGGAGAGAGACCGCGACCCGGGACACUUUGCCCUUCAUGCCCGUCGUGGAGCCAUCAAACAGGCCAAGAUACACGAGGUCAAAUGUCACGAAUUCAGCGCCACCUUCUUCCCCCAGCCCACGUUCUGCUCCGUCUGUAAGGAGUUUGUCUGGGGCCUGAAUAAGCAGGGUUAUCAGUGUAGACAGUGCAAUGCUGCCAUCCAUAAGAAAUGUAUUGACAAAAUCAUUGCCAAGUGCACAGGUUCAGCCAUCAACAGCAAAGAGACCAUGAUCCACAAGGAGCGCUUUAAAAUCGACAUGCCGCACAGGUUUAAGGUGUACAACUACAAGAGCCCCACGUUCUGCGAACACUGUGGAACACUACUGUGGGGUCUGGCCAAGCAAGGACUCAAGUGUGAGGAAUGUAGCAUGAAUGUCCAUCAUAAGUGCCAGAAGAAGGUGGCGAACCUGUGCGGUGUCAACCAGAAACUGAUGGCUGAAGCCCUGGCCGUAAUCGAGACUAAACAGCAGUCCCGGGGCUCAAGAGAGAGUGAGAUCUAUAGUCGAGAGGGCCCAGUGGGUGUGGACCAGUCAGGGGUCAUGAGGGAACCAUCAGGCCCAGCAGCAACUCUCCCUGCACCCACUACUGAACGAAGAGAGCAGCAGGGUAUAUCGUGGGACACUCCGGUGGAGAAGGGCAGGCCUGGGAUAGACGCUGAGCCGCUUUACGCCGUCCCCAGGAAAGAACCGCACAAGUUCACCCUCGACAACUUCAUCCUCCACAAAAUGCUGGGAAAAGGCAGUUUUGGCAAGGUGUUUCUGGCCGAACUGAAGAGCAGUGGAGAGUUCUUUGCGGUGAAGGCUCUGAAAAAAGAUGUGGUUCUGAUGGAUGAUGAUGUGGAGUGCACAAUGGUGGAGAGGAGAGUACUCUCUCUGGCCUGCGAUCAUCCCUUCCUCACACAUCUACACUGCACGUUCCAGACCAGGGAGAACCUGUUCUUUGUGAUGGAGUAUCUGAACGGCGGCGACCUCAUGUUCCACAUCCAGAACUGUCAAAAGUUUGAUGUUCAGAGGUCUACGUUCUAUGCUGCUGAGAUCAUCUGUGGGCUCCAGUUUCUCCACUCGAAAGGCAUUGUGUACAGGGAUCUGAAACUGGACAACGUGCUGCUGGACUCAGAAGGCCACAUUAAGAUAGCAGACUUCGGGAUGUGUAAAGAGAACAUGCUGGGAGACACGAGGACGUCCACCUUCUGUGGAACACCUGAUUACAUCGCCCCAGAGAUCCUGCUGGGCCAGAAGUACAGCAGCUCAGUGGAUUGGUGGUCGUUUGGGGUCCUGCUGUACGAGAUGCUGAUUGGCCAGUCUCCAUUCCAUGGCCAUGAUGAGGAGGAGCUGUUCCAGUCCAUCAGGACUGACGACCCCUGUUACCCCCGUUGGUUGGCCAAAGACGCACAAGAUAUCCUCAUCAAGCUGUUUGUGCGGGAGCCAGAGAGGAGACUGGGAAUGAAGGGUAACAUCCGUCAACACGCCUUCUUCAACGACACAGACUGGACCGCCCUGGAGAACCGAGAGGUGGAGCCGCCCUUUAGGCCAACUGUGAAGUCCCCGGGUGACGUCAGCAACUUUGACAAGGAGUUUAUCAAUGAGAAACCAAGGCUGUCCUGUGCAGACCGUACCCUUAUCAACAGUGUGGAUCAAACUAUGUUCAACAACUUCUCAUUUGUUCAUCCAGCCAUGAACCGCAUAAAAGGGCCAUGACCUGAGAUAAUCAGUCCACAACCUACUAGCAACCUAAAAACAACUACAACAAUCUCAUAAUCCAAAAAUAACAGACCUGUUUUUAUACCUGGAUUGAACAUGUUUCAUUUGUCCUGAUCUUUUCCACAUUUGUAUUAUGCCUGGAUUGUAAGACAGGUGAAACAACAGGCCAAUAUCAGGACAAGAUCAGAAUGAAGUAUGCAUAUUGGAGGCAGGUGUUAACGGGGCAUUAAUUACCACAACACAUCACAGAGAAAUUUGUCAGGGGCCCUAACUCACAUAUCCACAACUAGUCAAUAGCCUUUCACAUAAGCUCUUUUAUACAACUAAGUUGUAAAGACUGUGUCAAGAAGUCACUACCUGUUUCCUCAAGAUUCUGUGAAAUAAUUCUGUGACAAUGUUGUAUUGUAUACCUAACAUGUAUUAUUCAAUAGUGUCUGUUUUAUCUAAUUUAACAUCAACUGAGAAAUUAUUUUACUUCUGUGUAUAGUGUAUCAGAAAAUGUAUUAAAGUGCCAACAUUAGGCAAAAGAA
Messenger RNA from Esox lucius (northern pike), 3399 nucleotides. RefSeq names its product protein kinase C, theta (gene prkcq). NCBI's taxonomy places the organism in Eukaryota, Metazoa, Chordata, Actinopteri, Esociformes, Esocidae. Gene Ontology annotation, biological process: protein phosphorylation. The record is from RefSeq and is a predicted model, not a curated record. Bases 719 to 2866 code for a protein of 715 amino acids. The transcript is spliced from 17 exons. Gene Ontology annotation, molecular function: ATP binding; diacylglycerol-dependent serine/threonine kinase activity.